AUGCGAAUAUACAACUAUUUAUGUAAAAAAGUCGGUGAACUUACAGUAAAAUACUCCAAUUUACCAGAAAGCUAUAUAAAACGCAGCUAUGAGCAGGUCUAUUGGAAGAAUCCAACGGGUUAUCCACAAUAUCCUGCUGUCCAAAUAGCACGUAAAAAAUUUCGAUUCACUACAAAUAGACCAUGGACGGUACAGUUUGCACGACAAAACGAACGCACUAAACUUCGUAAGAAGGUCUUUCUAGAACCUGUUGGAGAAUGGAGUUUCUUCAAAGGCGAUAGAGUGGAAGUAAUGGUGGGCAAGGAUAAAGGCAAGCAAGGAAUAGUGAGUCAAGUUAUACAAGAAAGAAACUGGGUCAUAGUUGAAGGACUUAAUACUCAUUUUAGAACUGUUGGUAAAGACAAAGACUUCCCGGGUAUAACUAUUCAGUCCGAAGCACCUCUAUUAGUCACAACUGGUGUGAAAUUGGUAGAUCCAGAAACUUUGAAAGCAACCGAAGUUGAGUGGAGAUUUACCGAAGAAGGAGAAAAGGUGAGAGUAUCGACCAGCAGUAGUCGCAUUAUCCCCAUACCAAAAGCCGCAGAAGAAACCAUGGAUUAUAAGAGCAAGGAGCUAUAUGUGGAUAAUGCGGAGAAGGACACGGCAGCUGAUGUUGCUACACAGAUCACAUUUGCACCAAAACUUCGUACGUUUGAAAUGGACAUUAUGGAAGCAAUGGGCAUCAAAGAAGACAGAGUGCCCGCUAAAUCAUAUUGGUAU
Brenthis ino (lesser marbled fritillary) is the source of this 759-nucleotide messenger RNA. The record is from the annotation of a GenBank genome assembly. Lineage: Eukaryota; Metazoa; Arthropoda; Insecta; Lepidoptera; Nymphalidae.